ACCGCAGUCAGCGAGCUCAGUCGCCGCGCGGCUCUCUGUUGAUAUCCUCGUGUCAACUGUCACCUAUUUCUGUCAAGUGGAGUCAACCAGUACUAAAGGAGUCUACCCUCUUAUCGAAAUUCAGUUAGAAGCCAUGCACUUCCGAAGAGACGACGUGGCCUGUUCUGUGCUUAAUCCUGCUUACAUGCUCCACUGUGUUGUUUAGGAGGUGCAUACCAAAAAAAAAAAAGUUGCUUAUACGGGUCAGUUUUUAAAGUGUUGACAAUAUGAACGCACUACCUGAGCUACAGGAGUUGUUGCAGAAACCAAACAACAAUCCGCCACUGCUCCGCGAUGAAAAAAAGGCCUCAAUUAUUCCUAGCCAAGGAAUAAGCAAAGAGAAGAGCCAUGAUUCCAACGAUGACAUCCGUCAGAAAGACGUGGUCUCCUUAAUAAUUGGCGACUACGGUCGAUGGCAGUUAUUGAUGACGUUUCUCCUAUCACUAUUCUCUUUUCCUUGUACGUUCCACAUAUAUCUACCUACGUUUACGGUAAAAACAACAAAUUUUUGGUGUCGAAGACCUGAAAACUUAUCGAGCUUACCAUUACAGUAUUGGAUUAACUACAGUCAACCGGUCGAUGCAUGUUCUGUACGUGUGCUGCCUGCUGGGAUUACUGCAGAAAGUAUUAUGAACAAUACUGCUCCAAUCUUAGACUCAUUCCUGAGAUGCAAUGAGUGGGACUACGAUCGAUCAGAAGUUGGGGAUACAAUCAUAUCAGAAUGGGAUCUCGUCUGUGAUAGAGAAACACUCACUAAUUUAGCAGAAGUUGUGUUUCUAAUUGGAGUUGGGUUGGGAGGAGUUUUGGGAGGAUGGAUAUCAGAUAAAUUUGGCCGCAAGAAAAUACUCUUCGGGAUGAUGUUAGCUCAAAGUUUAUUAGCAAUCCUAUCCCUACUGAUGCAGUCGUACUUUCAAUAUGUAUUGGUGAGACUCAUAAUGGGCCUCGUUUCUGUGUCUGUCGUUUACGCGGCCUUUGUGCUCUCCGUUGAACUGGUAGGCGGUGCAUGGGUGACGAUUGCUGGAGUCUGCAAUUUCUUCCCACUGCCAUUAGCCUAUAUAAUUGUAUCGCUGCUAUCAAUGGUUUUACCUAAUUGGAGAGAUUUACAACUAGCUUUAUCAGUGCCAGGAUGUUUCCUACUUCUUUUAUGGUUCGUUUUACCAGAAUCUCCGAGAUGGUUACUUAGCGUGGGUAGAACGCAAGAAGCCAAAGUGAUAUUAGAAAAGGCAUCAAAAUUCAAUAAGAAAGACAAUAUAGCUGAUUUAGACAAAUUACUAAUAUUAAACAAAUCUGAAACCAGGACAGAAGAACCGAGUGUACUUAUGCUCUUUAAAGGAUAUUUAAUGAAGAGAACUUUUUGCCUAUUUAUUAUAUGGUUUUCUAUGACAAUCGCAUAUUACGGACUUUUAUUAAAUAUCGGUAAAUUCAACUUGGGUAAUUUACACAUAACUUCAAUAAUACUCGCUGUUGUAGAAAUACCUGCAAUUGCUACAAGUAUACCUAUACUAUUUAAAGCUGGUAGACGCAUACCCAUUUUCAUCUCUAUGGUGGUGUGUGGUCUUGCUUGUGUAGCGAGUGAACUGUUUUCUAUAUCCUUUGAAGAUAAUUGGAUCAUAAUAUCUUGCCUCAUGGUCGGGAAGUUUGCAAUCGCAUCGACAAAUAUCAUGCUACCGAUAUUCACAGCGGAAUUAUAUCCCACAAUAAUAAGGAAUCUGGGAGUGGGAGCCAGUCAAAUCUCAUCAGGCUUAGCACUUAUCUGCAUUCCCUAUUUAUGGGAAUUGGCUAAGUUGAAUGAACACUUACCAAUGGUGACGAUAGCAGCGCUUAGCGGCGCAGGUGGCGCUAUUGUACUUUUGCUACCAGAUACCAUCAUUUCUAAGGAACCUAAAAGGUCGGAAAAUUCUUCGUGCAAUGGAACGUUUACCGUCACUGACGAUAGAGGGCAGUAGUUGAUGUUAAAAACGCUGAAAGCUUAUGUGAUCAUUACAAAUAGUUAAAAAGUGAUAGUAAUGUUUAUUCGUGUUUAUUUUAAGUUGAAUCCUUGUUAUAUAUAAUGUUUGUCUUAAUUUUUUUUCGUUUAACGAUCAUGUAGUUAUUUAAAGACACAACUUGUAAGUCAAUAUGAAAAUCCAUAUAAAUGUUAUGAAACCUUGUUACGUUCAGAUAUUUAAUAUUUUAAUGUGAAACUCACAAUUCUAUUAGAAUAUCUUUUAUGAGUAUGUAGUGUAUUCAAAAAAUAUCCACAUGAAUCAAUACAAAUAUCUAUUUACAACAACUAGUUUAUUAAAGUUAAUAAUUGUUUUAUCCUGAAAUGUACAAUAAAUAUUGUGUUAUAUUUAAAUUUAUGUAUAUUUGUAAAUAAAAUAAUUGUAAGAAUAUUUAUACAUACCUACGUUAGGUAUGUACUAAAACAGUUACCAGGUUUAUACUAACAUAUGAAUGUGUCAGUAGUGUUAAGUAGAUUUUAAUUAAAACAUAAUUGAAUAAGUUAUUAAUUUAAGAUACUACUUUAAAACAAUUUUAAGAUCGCCAAUUUAAUUAAAAAAAUGUAAUACUUUGACUUUCAAAAACCUAACAUUAAAGCUAAAAACUAAAGUAGCACAUGCAAAGACAUGCUUCACACACUACUCAAUAAUCGAUUACAUCAACACAGUCAGCAGUGUCGAUGCACUGUGACAUUGUGAGUUAUUGCUUUAAUCGUUUGCAAUAAUAUGACAUGUAACGCCAUCUAGUAGUGAUUUAUAGUAAGCGACAUGAACGUGUUUUGUUAAUGCUAUAUUAAAACAUUUAAUGUUUUAUUUAUAAAAAUAAAAUUUAUUAUAAAAAAACAAAAAAUCAAUCCAAUGAAAAUGUUAUAAUUUAGCGAUUUUAGAUACUAAAUACUUUUGUUCGUACUUUGCUUGCCUUUAAGAGUUUGGGCUUCUGUACUUACAUUCAAUAUUAAAAAAUAUAUGUUUUAAUUAUCUUUGUAUAGAACGCAAUGAUAUCUGAGAUAUCUGUUAGAUUUAAAAAGACCGAGCGAACGCGAAGAUUCGUGCCUGUUUUAAAUGAGUAUGACAAGGCCAAAUUUUAAAUUCUACACAACAGACAUAGAUAAAAAUUGUAUAGCCCUGUCAAAUUUUUAGAGAUUGUUAACAACAGAAUCAGCGCCAUUGUAAUUUAUCGGCAAAAUCAUUUAGUUAUAUAGUUAGUUAUAUAGAAACCAUGAUGAAUUUACAUACUAGUUGUUUAAGAUUAUUUAUUGUUUUUUUUUAUGAAAAAUUCACAAUUAUUAAUUUUCUGUAUGAAAUCUGUGACAUUUGCUAAGCAAUGUUAUUGAACUUAAUACAUUUUCAUAAGCGAGUCGUCUUUUUGCAAGCGUUAAAAAAACUAAAGUAUAACAUAUUGUAUAUUUUAUUUGUAAUAUAUAUAUAUUGUAAAUUAUAAGAUAACUACAU
Nymphalis io (European peacock) is the source of this 3473-nucleotide messenger RNA. RefSeq names its product organic cation transporter protein-like. Gene Ontology annotation, cellular component: membrane. The transcript has 7 exons. Gene Ontology annotation, biological process: transmembrane transport. Lineage: Eukaryota; Metazoa; Arthropoda; Insecta; Lepidoptera; Nymphalidae. Gene Ontology annotation, molecular function: transmembrane transporter activity. The coding region runs from base 267 to 1985 and encodes 572 amino acids. The record is from RefSeq and is a predicted model, not a curated record.